CCGCUCGGCCCGGCGCUCCAGCCAGGGCUGAGGGCUCGCGCGUCCGCCCGGCUUCGCCCUCUCCCGCCCGGCCCCGAGCCGAGCCGCGCCGCGCCGCGCCGCGCCGCGGGGCCCGCUCCGGCCCGGCCAUGAGCGCGGCCGCAUGAUGCGGCGCUGCCUCGGCUGCAGCCGCCGCCGCCGCCGCCGCCGCCCGGGAGGAGCCGCAGCGCCGGGCGACCCCGCCCGGGCCUCGGAUCCUGUCACUCGGCAGCAUGCGCCUCCAGACCCUGACCAGCAGGCGCCGAGCGUCCCCGUGAUGCUCAGCGGCCGGCUCUGAGGGUGCGCCGGGAAACCAUGCAGCCAUCAGGACACCGACUCCGGGACGUCGAGCACCACCCGCUGCUGACUGAGAAUGACAACUACGACUCCUCGUCCUCCUCGUCCUCCGAGGCCGACCUGGCGGACCGGGUGUGGUUCAUCCGCGACGGCUGCGGCAUGGUCUGCGCCGUCAUGACGUGGCUUCUGGUCGUCUACGCGGACUUCGUGGUGACCUUCGUCAUGCUGCUGCCCUCCAAGGACUUCUGGUACUCCGUGGUCAACGGGGUCGUCUUCAACUGCCUGGCGGUGCUCGCCCUGUCCUCGCACCUGCGGACCAUGCUCACCGACCCCGGGGCGGUGCCCAAGGGAAACGCCACCAAGGAGCACAUGGACAGCUUGCAGCUCAAGCCCGGGGAGGUGAUCUACAAGUGCCCCAAGUGCUGCUGCAUCAAGCCCGAGCGCGCCCACCACUGCAGUAUUUGCAAAAGGUGUAUUCGGAAGAUGGAUCACCACUGCCCGUGGGUGAACAACUGUGUGGGGGAGAAGAACCAGAGGUUCUUUGUGCUCUUCACCAUGUACAUAGCGCUGUCGUCCAUCCACGCUCUGAUCCUCUGUGGGCUGCAGUUCAUCUCCUGCGUCCGUGGGCAGUGGACUGAGUGCAGCGACUUCUCUCCCCCGAUAACUGUAAUCCUGUUGAUCUUCCUGUGCCUUGAGGGGCUUCUGUUCUUCACGUUCACGGCCGUCAUGUUCGGCACCCAGAUCCACUCGAUAUGCAACGACGAGACGGAGAUCGAGAGGUUGAAAAGCGAGAAGCCCACGUGGGAGCGGAGGCUGCGGUGGGAAGGGAUGAAGUCCGUCUUUGGGGGGCCCCCCUCGCUGCUCUGGAUGAACCCCUUUGUUGGCUUCCGACUGCGACGGCUACAGACGAGACCCAGGAAGGGAGGCGCCGAGUUCUCCGUGUGAGGCCGCCCGCCGGGCUGGAGCUCAGCCACGUUCCGUCACUCACUCGGGGUCUGCAGGGUCCGCGGCUCCCUGGCCUCCGUGACCCCUGGGCAAGCUGAGGCCUUGUCCGUGCCGCUGACCGGAGGGCAGCUGGAUCCGUUAGGAAUUCUUGCGAUCACAGGGGUUGCUGAGUCCUGUGUACUGAGCUCUCUUCAGUCUCACUGCAGGGAACAAGAAUUCUGCACGCGGGCGUGUCAGGGCGUCCCCCGGCGCUUCACCACGGCUGGGUGCCUCGCACGGACGGGCAGCUUCCGGCACAUGGCCCGCUGCCCGGCGCAGGCCCCCAGGCCUCUUCCAGAAGUCCGUGUGCGUGUGUGUGCACUGUGCGUGUGUGCAUGUGUGUCCCACAGCAGUGUUCAGGCGCCGUGACCUCCAGCGGCCGUGUCCGGCGGACAAGCUGUUCUGCGGACGCCGAGGCCUCAGGGAAGGGGCGGGCGCGGCGCUACGGCGCACUCCCUGUGGACGUACUGCGGGCAGAGCGCGUCUCGAUCCAAAGAACAGGCGUGCGCGCUUCCCUGGGCCCCUGCUCCCCUUUAGUUAAACAUCUAGACAGCGGCUGAGGGCCGUGGAACUGGGUUGGUUUUUUUUUCAUGUUCCAACCAAAUUAGCAGUGUAGACAGGCACCUCAGCGAGACAGGCGGCGGCCUCGUGCCGUGCAGUGCCGUGCUGACACAGGUGUGGGGAGAAGCAGGGGCCGCUGAGGGGACCCCCGGCCAGGUGGUGACAGACUUGGCCAGAACGCAAACAGCUCCCCUCGGGGACUUGCCUUAACUCGCCGGCCGCGUCCAGCAGUGGCUUGUGACAGUCCAGGGCUUCCGCUGGGUCUCCCCGCCGGGGGCUGUUCUGUUUGUCUUAAUUACCCCACACCCUGUCCUGGCCAGGGCUUCUGCCACUGCCAAGGCAGCCCAGGCAACCCGCUGGGGGCACGGGCCAGCUGAGCGAGCAGACCGGGAGUUGGCAGGGCACCGGCCGUGUCACAGCAGGGGGACAGACGCAGCUGGGGGGCCAGGAGCCAGAUCUGCUUCCGGAGAUGGCUUGCAUCUUCAUUUGCACACCUGGGUGGUUCGCGUGUCCUGGGCUCUGGCGUGAGGCUGUCCUCUGUCAGUGGAGUCCCGCAGCGGCUGAGCCCUGUGCGGCUCGGCAAGUCUGUGCACACCCAGGAUUCUUGAGUUGUCAACCUCUUCUUGCAAUGUAACUUUUUUAUGAAAUAAAGUAACCAAUGACAGUU
Messenger RNA from Oryctolagus cuniculus (rabbit), 2527 nucleotides. RefSeq names its product zDHHC palmitoyltransferase 7 (gene ZDHHC7). The record is from RefSeq and is a predicted model, not a curated record. Gene Ontology annotation, molecular function: palmitoyltransferase activity. NCBI's taxonomy places the organism in Eukaryota, Metazoa, Chordata, Mammalia, Lagomorpha, Leporidae.